Messenger RNA from Symphalangus syndactylus (siamang), 5214 nucleotides. RefSeq names its product exoribonuclease 1 (gene ERI1). Gene Ontology annotation, cellular component: cytoplasm; nucleolus. The record is from RefSeq and is a predicted model, not a curated record. Gene Ontology annotation, molecular function: 3'-5'-RNA exonuclease activity; nucleic acid binding. NCBI's taxonomy places the organism in Eukaryota, Metazoa, Chordata, Mammalia, Primates, Hylobatidae.
AGAGUUUCACCACUCUUCAAAAGAGCACAAAUAUAUUUAUUUCUAGAUUGUCUACAUCAUAACGUAUGAAGAAAUUUUUGACUCCUAUUACCCUGAUUCUUUCUGUUGUGAAGGUACAACUUGUAGCCUACAGAAGAUUUUCCGAGCAAAAUUUUUGUCCUUCCCAGGUGUGAAGAUCAGUUGCUUACUCCUAGCUUGUGUGGGAGCUAGAGAUCUAGAUGUAUGUUUAUACAUUUAUUCAACAAGCCUGUACUGAAUUCUAAGUACUGCACUAGGCAUUGAAGUUAUGAAGGCCCAUAUAGGAUUCAUUUAUAUAACACUGAAGGAAGCCUGAAUGCUGGUUGUAACUUAAUUUUUUGGAAAAAUACAUAUUGUUUAAAGAAUGAAGUCACCUGAUCACUGUUAUCUGUUAGGAUGACCUUUCUCUCCUCCGCACUACUCCAUUUGUGGAAUGUAUAUUUUAAAGUUACCUAUAAUAUUGAAAUCCCUUAAAUGAUAAUUCUACCCAUGAUAAAUUAAGAAACUUAUUUCUAGUUAAGAAACUACUAGUAUGAUAAUGCUCCUCUGGACACAGUUUACUUAGAGUGUAUUCUAAUUGAGUUUUCCUUGUUAAGUAGCCAACAGAGAUUCACCUUUAUAUGCUAGGCUCAUAAUGCUUUUGUAUUCAUGUGGAUGUUUUGAGUUGACUAACCUACAAAAGCCAAAAGAAAGGAAAGAGACAAUAUGAUAUCUUCAACUUAACCCAAAUUUUUAUAUUCUUAAGUUUAUAUUUUGGCCAGUGGAAUAAUUUUAUAUUAAUUUCAAUGUAUCAUAUAUGUUAUCUUAGUAUAUAGGGCAAUAUGAUUUUGUUGGUAGUAUAUGCUGACAAUGUUUAUGGUUUGAAGUACCAGUGUAUGUUGGAGAAAAUACUGUUAUAUACUACUAAAAUAAAAAAUGACUUGUGAAGGAAAAUGUUAAUGUUGUAAUAAACAUAUUAUUUUAAUUACUUCUUUGCUAACUUAGCUUCGAGUCUUGCUUUUCUUACAUUUAUUUUAGCUAGCAUUUGCGAAAUUAUGCUGUGAUUGUCAGUGUUCAGCCCAGUGCCGGUGGGUAAGAGUUUUGAUUCUUGACUGUAGAAUUUACCUAAGUGUAAUUAGUCUUCUUCGUCUACUUAGAGGAGUAAAGGAUGUUCUAAAGAAGAGACUGAAAAACUAUUAUAAGAAGCAGAAGCUGAUGCUGAAAGAGAGCAAUUGUGCUGACAGUUAUUAUGACUACAUUUGUAUUAUUGACUUUGAAGCCACUUGUGAAGAAGGAAACCCACCUGAGUUUGUACAUGAAAUAAUUGAAUUUCCUGUUGUUUUACUGAAUACGCAUACUUUAGAAAUAGAAGACACGUUUCAGCAGUAUGUAAGACCAGAGAUUAACACACAGCUGUCUGAUUUCUGCAUCAGUCUUACUGGAAUUACUCAGGAUCAGGUAGACAGAGCUGAUACCUUCCCUCAGGUACUAAAAAAAGUAAUUGACUGGAUGAAAUUGAAGGAAUUAGGAACAAAGUAUAAAUACUCAAUUUUAACAGAUGGUUCCUGGGAUAUGAGUAAGUUCUUGAACAUUCAGUGCCAACUCAGCAGGCUCAAAUACCCUCCUUUUGCUAAAAAGUGGAUCAAUAUUCGGAAGUCAUAUGGAAAUUUUUACAAGGUUCCUAGAAGCCAAACCAAACUGACAAUAAUGCUUGAAAAAUUAGGAAUGGAUUAUGAUGGGCGGCCUCACUGUGGUCUUGAUGACUCUAAGAAUAUCGCCCGAAUAGCAGUUCGAAUGCUUCAGGAUGGGUGUGAACUCCGAAUCAACGAGAAAAUGCAUGCAGGACAGCUAAUGAGUGUGUCCUCUUCCUUACCAAUAGAGGGCACUCCACCGCCACAAAUGCCACAUUUUAGAAAGUAACAACAGUUUUGUGUGUGGAUCAUUCCAGUUGAAGUUGCUAUGAAGAGGUAGCAGAUGAAUCUCAUUGAAUUAGUCCUGUAGUGCAAACUUUAAGCACCUUAAAACAUUUAAAAUCUUAUUACAGGUGAUAGAGAUAGAUACAUGUAUGUGAACAGAUUUUGUAGGAAGGCAUACUGAAUUCUUUGUCACCAGCACUUUUGAUAUGAGCAGUAUUCGUUAUACAGUAACAGUUCCUGCUUAGAACUGAAUUUUAUAAUUUAAGGUGUUCAAGAUAUAUUCUUUUUGGUUUUAAAAUGCAAAAUCUUAUUGGCUGUUCUCUUGAAUGUCGUAUCUUACUGGUGUUUAAAUAUGUAAUGUAUUUCUUUAUUAACAUCACUAGAUGAAACCAUAUCUUAAAAUGCAGAAAUGAUUGGAAGGUAGGUCUUAUCUAGCCUUUGGAUUUCAAGAAUAUCAUAGUCCUUUUGAUUUUCAAAGUUUAUAUGUGAAGUUCACCAUGUAUGUGGUGAAUUUUAUAAGGUACUUGGUAUACAUAUUUGCCUAUGUUUCUUUUCAACUCAUAAUUGGAAGAAUUGUGUUGGGUUAUAGAGUUUGGUUAAAAAUUCAGUUACUCAAGGAAUUAAUGACAACUCAGAAGAAAAUACUAAAAGGAAUAUUGUAAGGGCUGUAGCUCAGACUUAAUAGUACAUAAAUCACUGCGGUCUUUUUGGAUUUGGUUGUUUGAUUCGCCUUCCUUUUUUGACAUAUAUAUGCCUUAAUUCUUAAAUCUGAGGGACCAUGCUUUGAAAUAGACUGAAAAUUAAGGGUCACCACCUGAUUUUACUUUGUAUUCAGUAUCGUAAGUGAGGUUAAUAAAGUCAAUACUUUCUACCAUAUAUUAUGUUUUUGUUAUUAAAAAACUUCAUUGGCCACCAAUGAAGUCAGUCAAUAAAAGACUUGUUUUUCUGAUUUUACAUAGGAAAUGGCUGCUAAAUAUUGUGUAAUUCUUAACUAAUUCUAAAAGCUAAAAGUGCAUUUUGACUUAAUAAGGUAAAACUCUUAUCUAGAGGCUAAACCCAUGUAUUUUCAGAACUGAAUUUUUCUCCUUGUAGCUUUCAGGGAACAAUUUCAUUGACAUUGCUUGCUUCCUGCCUUUUACUUUUUAAUAGAAAUUGUGAUGUUAGUUUAUUCUAAAGCUUUAUAUUUUAUAACCAAAUGAAUUUCCUCAAAGGUUUCCAAACCUGAUAUAUAGGGUGAAAAGCAGGAAAGUAAACAUUUUUCUUGGCGUGGGAAUUCUCUACAUAGGGCAGUAGAUUUCUUAAGCCAAUAAAUUUCUGCUUUUGAGCAGUAGUCAUAUAAUCAGUGUCAUAAAGAAAAAUGUGUAAAUAACAGAAGGCAUAUGAGUGUGUGGUGUUCUAGAUGUUACAGAUUAUAGUAAAAUAAGGAAAUCUAAGUGCUUUAAGUUUAUACAGUUAACUCUUAGGUUAAGAGGGAUGUAUGCUGAGAUGUUUGUGAAUCCCAGAUAGCACUGUAAGAUAACCUGUAAAAUAUUACUGAAUACUGAAUAGCUGAAACUGCAAUUGGAAAAUCUCAUGAUGACAAGGAAGUACUACGUUUCCAGUUUUUUUUAGCUCUAUCUGCUAAUUUCUUUGCCUAUUUUCACUUUUGCCAAGUACCAGCAAGCUCAUGUUGUAUUUCUUUUUAAGAACUUCAACAUUAUAAGCUCUCAGUACCCUAUUUUGUUGUUGUUGUUGUUGUUUGAGACAGAAUUUUUGCUUGUCUGCCAGGAUGGAGUGCAGUGGUGCAAUCUUGGCUCACUUCAACCUCCGCCUCCUAGGCUCAGGUGAUCCUCUUGCCUCAGCCUCUGAGUAGCUCGGAUUACAGGCGUAUGCCACCACACCCGCCUCAUUUUUGUAUUUUUAGUAGAGGUGGGGUUUCACCAUUUGGUCAGGCUGGUCUCGAACUCCUGACCUCAAGUGAUUUGCCCACCUCGACCUCCUACAGACGUGAGCCACUGCGCUCAGCCAUAGAUUUUACUGUCUUAACCCAUUUUAAUUCUUCUGUUGAGUCUCUGUCCUCCCCUCCAAUCUGAUUUGGGAUUUUGCUGAUGAAAUGAUACUAAACAUUGAGAGUACUGCUUUUUACUCUGACUUUUAUUGUGUUGUCUUUGAAAGACAAAUAGUGCAACUUUUUACAAGGAAACACAUAAGAGAUGGAUGUCCACGAAAACAAUAUUAGUAUAUUCUGUUAUUGUUUCUUCUUAUUAAUAGUAUUUACAAACUAUUAAUUACUAGCUAUGUUAAUUUUUAUUCUAUGCUUCAUAUGCUCUGACAUUGACAUAGUGGAUUUCUGCUGAUUUUUUUCAAAUCCACAAUCUUUAUAACCAACUGAAGUGUAUAAUAGAGCAUUAUAUUUUAUAUUUAUUUGGUUCUUUUGGAUCAAGUAUUUAACAUUUGCUCUGAAAAAAAAUGUUUUUGUGAUGUGUCUUUGUUGCCUUGAGAUCUGUUUAUCCUGCCUCCUAGGGAGAAGUUUCUGCCUGGAUUGAAACAAGAAAAUACAGGAGUCACAAGCAUGUUACCUAUUAAAAGAGAAAGGGUAUCUCUGAAAACUAAUUAAAAUGCUAAUUUUUUAAAAGAUAUGACCAGUUAAUUUUUAGUAUAUCACCCCAAGUAUUAUCCCCAAAAUGAUCAUGCAAAGCAGAAUAAUUUGGAGACCAGGAGAAAAACUCGUAGUAGGAUUACUGGGGAGGGGAAGAAGCACAGGUGGUCAAGAUAAUAAUGCAUGUUUGGCCUCAGCUGUAGGUAGAGGUGCCGAAGAAACUACCUGCCUCACAGAUGAGCACGCACGGGUGCAUUGUCAAAGUCUGAGAAGGAUGUAUUUUACUUUGAAGGAAGACUUUCCAUUUCUAAGCUACCAUGGAGAAGUAUAAGCUCCUUGAGGCCAGAGACUGACUUCUGCAUCUUUGAUUCCAGCGACAUAUGAUAAAAUGUUUUGCACAUAGUUGAAUCCAGCAUUGAUAAAUGAAGGACAGCAUUACAUCUUUUUUCUAUUAUACUUAGAAAUUUCCUCUUUCUUCUGCACCACCACCCUGUAUAUCAAGCUUCCCUGCCCCACAAAGCUUCCAAAGCCCAUAAAUUUGUUAAUCUAGAGCCGGGGUCAGCAAACUGCCACCCAUGGGCCAAAUCUGGCCUGCUGUCUAGUUUUGUAUGGCCUACAAACUAACUAUGGUUUUUAUAUUUGUUGAUGGCUCAAAAUAAUAUUUUGUAUGAUGUGAAAAUUACGCGAAAUUUUAGUUUCUCUAAAUAAAGUUUUGGAAAGAUC